Pollicipes pollicipes is the source of this 1492-nucleotide messenger RNA. RefSeq names its product programmed cell death protein 4. NCBI's taxonomy places the organism in Eukaryota, Metazoa, Arthropoda, Thecostraca, Pollicipedomorpha, Pollicipedidae. The record is from RefSeq and is a predicted model, not a curated record. The coding region runs from base 1 to 861 and encodes 286 amino acids. The transcript is spliced from 7 exons. Gene Ontology annotation, biological process: negative regulation of DNA-templated transcription. Gene Ontology annotation, cellular component: nucleus; cytosol.
AUGGGCCAGCUUCACAUCAAGAUCCGCUACCUCGUGGUGGUCGCCAUGGUGGAGGUGGCCAUGGACCACAAGCCGUCGCACCGCGAGAUGACCUCGGUGCUGCUGUCGGACCUCUACCAGGAGUGUCUGACACAGACCGACAUCUGUCGCGGCUUUGACGCGCUGCUCGCCUCGCUGCCCGACCUGGUGCUGGACUGUCCGGAGGCGUCCGACAUCCUGGGAAACUUCAUGGCCCGCUGCGUGGCCGACGACUGUCUGCCGCCCAAGUACCUGUCCAGCCACAAGGGCAGGGUGGAGUGUCGGCACGCCAUCAAGGCGCUGGACCGUGCCGACCUGCUCAUGAGCGUCAAGCACGGGAUGGUGCGCCUGGACAACGUGUGGGGCACGGGCGGGCCGCGCCGCCCCGUCCGCUACCUGGUCAAGCAGAUGAUCCUGCUGCUGAAGGAGUUCCUCAGCUCCAGCGACGUGGAAGAGGCCAUCCGGUGUCUGAAGGAGCUGGAGGUGCCGCACUUCCACCACGAGCUGGUGUACGAGGCGGUCACCAUGGCCAUUGAGCGUUCCGACACCAGGUCCAUCCAGGAGAUGGUGCGCCUGCUCAAGACCAUGUACGGCGCUUGCGUGCUCACCACCAACCAGAUGGACGAGGGCUUCCUGCGCGUCUACGACGCCAUGCCGGACACACAGCUGGACGUGCCGGACGCCUACGGCCUGCUGGAGCUCAUCGUCACGCUGGCCUUCCAGAAGGGCAUCAUCUCGCGCGACACCAUGCGCCGCAUGCCGACCAAGGGCCGCAAGCGGUUCGUCUCGGAGGGCGACGGGGGACGCAUCAAGGCGCGCGAGCUGCCCGGCCUCGCCUACUGAGCGAGCCGGCGGCCGGCCCGACCGGCGCCGGCGCGCGCGUGUGGUGUGGCGGGCGAGCGGGCCGCGCGCCAGAUCCCGUGGCGGUGCGCGGUCGAUCAGGACGCUGGGCGGCGCCGCGACGCGUCGGCGAGCCCCCGCCCUCCUCCGGUGUUGUGCCGCUCGCGCCCGGCCGUCCUCAGCGCCGUAAUGUUGUGUGUGUGUCUCUCUCUAUAUUUCUCUCUCCCUCUACCUCCACUAGACGUGCGAGAGCCUGCGUGUGGCCUGCGGUCGCGACUGGCGGACAGGGACGAGUGUGGCUGUGGAGCGGGACCCGCUGCGGGUGAUUUUCGCGUGCUACGGACGCCGUCAGACUGUGUGACUUGUUCGCGGGUGGGACUGCUGAGACGUGUGACGGCGCGAGCGUGGCUGAGGUGGCCUCUUCCACUGACGUUUAAUUACCUCCGGUCGGGGCGCGAGACACAGCGCUGGUUUGGCAGACGCUCAUUUUCAACGACAGACGAGAUGGCCGACGAGCUGACAGACCGGACUGCCGUGGGAGCACCUGAGCGACGUGGUGCCUGUCUGGACCAACCGUGUGAUCAGAAAAUGCGUGAUGAAGUUGUGCGCGCUCUGCCGCAGAGCUGUGAUUUCA